AUGGAGCCCUUCCUCAGGAGGCGGCUGGCCUUCCUGUCCUUCUUCUGGGACAAGAUCUGGCCUGCGGGCGGCGAGCCGGACCACGGCACCCCCGGGGCCACGGACCCCGGCGCCGACCCAGUGCCCGCGCUCCCCGCGGAGCCCUGCAGCCCCUUCCCGCAGCUCUUCCUUGCGCUCUACGACUUCGUGGCCCGGCGCGGGGAGGAGCUGAGUGUCCGCCGCGGGGACAGGCUCUGCGCCCUGGAGGAGGGGGGCGGCUACAUCUUCGCGCGCAGGCUCUCGGGCCAGCCCAGCGCCGGGCUCGUGCCCAUCACUCAUGUGGCCAAGGCUUCUCCCCAGACGCUCUCAGACCAACCCUGGUUCUUCAGUGGAGUCAGCCGGACCCAGGCACAGCAGCUGCUCCUCUCCCCACCCAACGCACCGGGAGCCUUCCUCAUCCGGCCCAGCGAGAGCACCCUGGGGGGCUACUCACUGUCAGUCCGGGCCCAGGCCAAGGUCUGCCACUACCGGGUCUCCAUGGCAGCCGAUGGCAGCCUCUACCUGCAGAAGGGUCGGCUCUUUCCUGGCCUGGAGGAGCUGCUCACCUACUACAAGGCCAACUGGAAGCUGAUCCAGAACCCCCUGCUGCAGCCCUGCGUGCGUCAGAAGGCCCCGCGGCAGGAUGCGUGGGAGCGACCACACUCCGAAUUUGCCCUUGGGAGGAAGCUGGGUGAAGGCUACUUUGGGGAGGUGUGGGAAGGUCUGUGGCUGGGCUCCCUGCCCGUGGCGAUCAAGGUCAUCAAGUCAGCCGACAUGAAGCUCGCUGACCUCGCCAAGGAGAUCCAGACGCUGAAGGGCCUGCAGCACGAGCGGCUCAUCCGGCUGCACGCGGUGUGCUCGGGCGGGGAGCCUGUGUACAUCGUCACGGAGCUCAUGCGCAAGGGAAACCUGCAGGUCUUCCUGGGCAGCCCCGAGGGCCGGGCCCUGCGUCUGCCGCCGCUCCUGGGCUUUGCCUGCCAGGUGGCUGAGGGCAUGAACUACCUGGAGGGGCAGCGCAUCGUGCAUCGGGACUUGGCCGCCAGGAACGUGCUUGUGGACGAUGGCCUGGCUUGCAAGGUGGCUGACUUUGGCCUGGCCCGGCUGCUCAAGGACGACAUCUACUCCCCGAGCAGCGGCUCCAAGAUCCCGGUGAAGUGGACAGCACCUGAGGCGGCCAGUUAUCGUGUCUUCUCCCAGAAGUCGGACGUCUGGUCCUUCGGCGUCCUGCUGUAUGAGGUUUUCACCUAUGGCCAGUGUCCCUACGAAGGGAUGACCAACCACGAGACGCUGCAGCAGAUCAUGCGAGGGUACCGGCUGCCGCGCCCGGCUGCCUGCCCGGCAGAGGUCUACGUGCUCAUGCUGGAGUGCUGGAGAAGCAGCCCCGAGGAACGGCCCUCCUUCGCCACGCUGUGGGAGAAGCUGCACGCCAUCCACAGAUGCCUUCCCCGAGUCCUCACGUGACUCAGGGCUCCGGGCUCCACCAGGCCAGCCCCUCCUCCCUGCAGAGCGUCCACUCGAAGGGAUGCUGGUCGGCCGGACCGAGGAGCCUCUGGCUAUGGGCCUCAGGUCCUGGCGUGCACACGUGUUUGUGCACCAGGCAAACAUGUGCAGACGGUGGAGGGCUCACGUUCUCUGUGCAGUGUGACACGUG
Molecule: messenger RNA, 1669 nt
Organism: Mandrillus leucophaeus (drill)
Lineage: Eukaryota; Metazoa; Chordata; Mammalia; Primates; Cercopithecidae
Gene: SRMS
Product: src-related kinase lacking C-terminal regulatory tyrosine and N-terminal myristylation sites
Exons: 10
Coding region: 1-1479 (492 amino acids)
Biological process (GO): protein phosphorylation; cell surface receptor protein tyrosine kinase signaling pathway; cell differentiation
Cellular component (GO): extrinsic component of cytoplasmic side of plasma membrane
Molecular function (GO): non-membrane spanning protein tyrosine kinase activity; ATP binding; signaling receptor binding
Source: RefSeq, a predicted model, not a curated record